This is a messenger RNA of Drosophila ficusphila, 1229 nucleotides long. RefSeq lists its product as uncharacterized. The coding region runs from base 28 to 954 and encodes 308 amino acids. The record is from RefSeq and is a predicted model, not a curated record. Lineage: Eukaryota; Metazoa; Arthropoda; Insecta; Diptera; Drosophilidae. Gene Ontology annotation, molecular function: DNA binding. The transcript is spliced from 2 exons.
UCUAGCUCCGGCUGUUUGUGUUUUACUAUGAGCAUCAGGAUUGCGAGGCAAAAUAUGUUUAUAAUAAACACCCCCGAGGAGGAGGAAAAGUGCACAGAGGCGCAGCUGGACAUCCUACUGAAGAUCAACACCGGGGAGUACCGACUGGUGAAAAAGAAUAAGCGCAGUUCCGUAUGGAAUGUCUACCGGGAAAUAGAACGAUCGAUCGAUGGCUCCAAAUUGCGAUGGCGCUACUUUUGCACCGGCUGCAAGAGGGUAAUGCAGUCCACCGGUGGAACUACCUCAAACCUUCGCAUCCACAAAUGCCACGUGCGGUAUCUUAAACAAAACGCUCAUCUCACCGAGAGCAGUCUACCCCAGGGACACGCCCCCGCCUCUAAAUCCGCUAGUCAGGCGCUGCAUCGCAUCCAGAAACCGUCGAUAAAACGACCCUCAACAUAUGCCACCAAGUACGACCAGUUCUAUCAAGUAACUCCCCACAACCAGUACAGCGACCUGGACGAGGACACAGAGGUGCCCUUGGAGGAAGAGUGUCUUGUGGAGCAUAUUUCAGAAGCCGAGCGUGUGGUCCAAUCAUCUAAUUCCCGACCCCUGCUAAAACUAUUCUCCGAGGAGAACUUAUCGGUCGAACCAGAACCGGAAGAGGGCGGAGAAGAAACGGGAGAACUUGAGGAACAGGUACCCAUCGAGUUGGACCUAAAUGAUAUCCACCAGACCUCACCGGACUAUAACCAUGAGACAGUCGAGGCGAAAUCAGAGGGAAAUUGCAAUCAGUUCGAUGCCAGCGCCUUGGCCGAAGCUGAAUCCUAUGCCAAAUCAUGGGCUCACGCCUUUCUCCGACUAAGCGAGGACCAAAAGUUCUAUGCCAAGCGGUCUAUUGACGAGCUCCUCGUCCUAGGUCGUCUAGAACGACUCAACAUUUCAACUGUCACAUCCCUAUCCUCAAACCUCUAGCACCUUACAAAAACAGCAAUAUAUAUUUUAGUUUAAAAAAUUAAUUACACUACAGAUAAAAUAAUUUGCUCAACUAAUUUAGUUGUCUUUUAAAAAAGUGAGUUAAUAGACAUCAAAAUGUCGCCAUUUAUAGACAAGUUAGUUAAUUUCCUCUUUUAUUAAUUUUAGGUAAAAUAUUGUAAUAAGCUUCUCAAGGAUUUUGUUUGUCCCAUUUUUUUUCGUAUUAGACUUGCCAUUAAAAUAUAAUUAUUAAGACAAACUAAACCAAAAGUUGU